Messenger RNA from Erigeron canadensis, 3172 nucleotides. Its product is annotated as insulin-degrading enzyme-like 1, peroxisomal. The transcript is spliced from 26 exons. Bases 54 to 2963 code for a protein of 969 amino acids. Gene Ontology annotation, cellular component: mitochondrion; cytosol. The record is from RefSeq and is a predicted model, not a curated record. Lineage: Eukaryota; Viridiplantae; Streptophyta; Magnoliopsida; Asterales; Asteraceae. Gene Ontology annotation, biological process: peptide catabolic process. Gene Ontology annotation, molecular function: metal ion binding; metalloendopeptidase activity.
UUCACAAAAACCGAGUCACCCCCUUCCACAAGCCAAGAAUCUCUGAAACCACCAUGGCUGCCGGAUUACAAAACAUGGGUGAUGACUCGGCGGUGACAGAGAUAAGAAAACCAAGAACAGAUAAAAGAGAAUACAAAAGAAUUGUCCUUCCUAACUCUCUUCAAGUUCUCCUCAUCUUUGAUCCUGAUACAGAUAAGUGUGCAGCUUCAAUGAAUGUUGGGGUUGGUUCAUUUAGUGAUCCUGAUGGUCUUGAAGGCCUUGCUCAUUUUCUUGAACACAUGCUAUUCUAUGCAAGUGAGAAGUAUCCUUUGGAGGAUAGUUAUUCUACAUACAUAUCCGAGCAUGGAGGCCAUACCAAUGCCUAUACAUCCUCCGAGCAUACCAACUAUUACUUUGAUGUUAAUGCUGACUGUUUUGAAGAGGCUUUGGAUAGAUUUGCCCAGUUCUUUAUCAAACCACUGAUGUCAGCUGAUGCAACUACAAGGGAAAUAAAAGCAGUUGACUCUGAAAAUCAGAAGAAUCUACUCUCUGAUCCUUGGAGAAUGAAUCAGCUGCAAAAACAUCUUAGUGCAGAAGGUCACCCUUACCACAAGUUCAGUACAGGGAACUGGGACACUCUUGAGGUAAAACCAAAAGCACGAGGGGUAGAUACAAGGGAUGAACUCAUCAAGUUUUACACAGAAAAUUACUCAGCCAACCUCAUGAAUCUAGUUGUGUAUGCAAAAGAAAGUCUGGAUAAAAUUGAAAGCAGUGUGCUGAGCAAAUUUCAAGAAAUUAGGAAUAUUAACCGCAAACAGCCCAGUUUCCCUGGCCAACCCUGCACCUCUGAACAUCUUCAGGUUAUUGUCAAAACAGUCCCUAUAAAACGUGGCAACAAGCUGAGAAUUUUAUGGCCGAUUACACCUGGUAUACAUCAUUAUAUGGAAGGACCAUGCAGGUAUCUUGGUCACUUGAUUGGUCAUGAAGGAGAAGGAUCUCUAUUCUAUAUCUUGAAGAAGCUUGGUUGGGCAACAAGUUUAUCUGCUGGUGAAUCUGACUGGACUAUGGAGUACUCUUUCUUUAAAGUGGUUAUUGAUUUAAGUGAUGCUGGUCAUGAAAAGGUUGAACAUAUUAUUGGGCUUCUGUUCAAGUACAUUUCACUCUUGCAACAAUCUGGUGUGUGCGAGUGGAUAUAUAAUGAGCUUUCAACAAUCUGCGAGAUGACUUUCCAUUAUCAGGAUAAAAUUCCCCCAAUUGAUUAUGUGGUGAAAAUUUCAUCAAAUAUGCAGUUGUAUCCUAUGAAAGAUUGGCUAGUCGGGUCAUCUUUACCUUCAAACUUCUCCCCAGACGUUAUUAAGUCCACACUAGCUGAGCUCACACCAAACAAUGCCAGAAUUUUUUGGGAGUCAACGAACUUUGAGGGGCAAACCAACCUAACAGAGCCAUGGUAUGGAACUGCAUAUUCUGUCGAAAAAAUCACUGGCUCCAUCAUUCAGGAAUGGAUGGAUAGAGCUCCUGAAGAAAACCUACACUUGCCCAGCCGUAAUGUGUUUAUCCCUGAGGAUCUGUCAAUUAAGAGUGUCAAAGAGAAGGUGAAUCUUCCAGUUAUGUUGAGGAAAUCAGAAUUUUCAAGGUUAUGGUACAAGCCGGAUACAACAUUUUUGACUCCCAAAGCUUUUGUUAAAUUAGAUUUCUACUGUCCAUUCGGUGGCAUUUCCCCUGAAGCAAUUGUGAUUACUGACAUUUCAACACGGCUAUUGAUGGAUUACUUAAAUGAAUAUGCUUAUGAUGCUCAGGUUGCUGGUCUUUACUAUGACAUUUCACAUACUGAUAAUGGUUUCCAGGUGACUUUGACUGGAUAUAGUCACAAGUUAAAUAUCUUACUUGAGACAGUAAUCGAGAAAAUUAGAACUUUUGAAGUUAAAGCCGACAGAUUCUAUGUGAUCAGGGAAUUGGUCAUGAAGCAAUAUGAGAAUUUCAAGUUUCAACAACCAUAUCAGCAGGCUAUGUAUUAUUGUUCAUUACUUUUAAAAGAACAAUCAUGGCCUUGGAGUGAUGAGCUCAGAGUUCUUACUGCUCUUGAACCUGAAGAUCUGUCAAGAAUGUAUCCUCAAAUUUUGUCAAGGAUCUUUAUAGAGUGCUAUGCCGCAGGGAAUAUUGAACCAAGUGAAGCUGAAUCAAUGAUUGAACAUGUUGAAAAUGUACUAUUUAAGGCUACCAAGCCUUUAUCUCAAGCUCUAUUCCCAUCUCAGCAUCUUGCGAAUAGGAUUGUCAACCUUGAAAGGGGGAUUAAGUAUCGCUACACAAAAGAGGGCCUGAAUCCAAGUGAUGAAAAUUCAGCUCUUCUUCACUACAUUCAAGUACAUCAGGACGAUUUCAAGUUGAAUAUUAAACUUCAACUUGUUGCCCUUAUUGCUAAACAACCAGCUUUCCACCAACUUAGAUCAGUUGAGCAACUUGGUUACAUCACCGUGCUUAUGCAGAGGAACGACUCUGGCAUUCGUGGAGUACAGUUUAUCAUACAAUCUACAGUAAAGGGCCCUAAACAUAUCGAGUCAAGGGUUCAGGCAUUCCUAAAGAUGUUUGAGAGUAAACUAUAUGAAAUGCCAGAUGAUGAAUAUAAGAGCAAUGUUAAUGCAUUGAUUGAGAUGAAGCUUGAGAAGCAUAAGAACUUAAGAGAAGAAUCUUCACAAUUUUGGCGAGAAAUCCAGGAUGGCACCCUCAAGUUUGAUAGGAAAGACCACGAGGUUGCGGAAUUGAAGCAGUUGACAAAAGACGAACUGAUCCAAUUUUUUGAUGAACAUAUAAAAGCUGGUGCCCCUCAAAAGAAGGCAUUAAGCGUGCAAGUAUAUGCAACGACACAGUCUAGUGAAGAUACACCCGACGAAACCAAUGCUGUUGACAUCGAAGAUGUUUUUAUUUUCAAGAGGUCAAGACCUCUGUAUGGGUCAUUCAAAGGAGGAAUUGGCCAUGUGAAGUUGUGACGUAUUUGUAUUUGCUCUUGAUGAAGUUCAUUUAAUAUAUUUACUAGACGAAGUACUACAAGAAUUAUUAUCUGUUUGAAAUUUUUCUGGUUUCUUUUUUUUAUUUAUAAUAGAAAUAGAAAUAUUGUUGUAACAAUUGAUUGAUAUGACAGGGGGAAAAAAAAAGAAAAGAAAGGAAAAUUCCAAUAAUAGAUGCUCGUAUUAGUGUA